UUAUCUUUCAAAGUAAUAUGAUGGAUUACAAUUUCACACAUCUGUGAAAAUGAUAUAAAAAAAUAAAAAACACAUGCAAUGAAACUAAUAGUAGUAUUUUUUUAUUUCAUGUGGGUUGAAUCAAGUAGAUUGAAGUGGAUGAUAUAAAAACUUCAUCAUAUCCUGGUUUAUAUCCUGGUUUAGAGCGUUUCGCUAAUGAGUAAAUACAUUUGGAAGUAUAAGAUAUUGGUAUAUAAAGAUGCCCAGAUGAAUGAUUGUGCAAUAAAAAAGUGCUGGCAAAUAUUUACACACAGUUUUGCACCGCAUUCUUUAUAAAGGACAUAUAAGAAUAAAUGGAAUUAAUUUUGCAAUGGUUUAAUGCCUUAUUUGUUUCAGACUGAGUAAUUCCCUGCUGGCAUCCAUGUUACCCCGAGAUAAACACUACAAUCCCACAUCCAUUGCACAAAAUGAAGACAGUUUGGUUCGGAGCGUGGUUAUUAUUCUGCUACGAAAUCAGUGGAAAAUUAAUUAACCAUAAAAAUGAUCAGAAACCGUGUGAAUGUAAUGUUGAUAUAUCACUGGCAACUGAAUUUUUUAAAACUAUGUGCUCCGAACGGACCCGUGAUUUUUUUUCUCAAGUUGCGGAUUUACAGUCGGCAGUUGUACACUUAGAAAAUAUGCUAUCACUUUAUAAAGAAGAUGCCUACAAAGAUUAUCGUGAAGUGAGACGAAAAAAUUUAGACAUAGAAAAUAGUGUUCAUAACCUCAAAAGUCUAUUUCAAACAGGGGAUAGUAAUAGUCAAGAGUCGUGCCAUCAUAAUUGUGGCAAAAGAACUUCGAAUGGAUUGGAUGGAAUAUUCAACAGAAAAAAACUUUUGAAAAUGUUUAAAUCAUAUAUCUCAGAACUUUUAACAAGCAGUGAUGAGUUUCAAAAUAGUGGAAUAAAACAGCUGAUUCAUCAUGGGGUUAAAAAAGAAAUGGAAUCCUAUUUUCCGAACUUAAAACUCGCUCCAAAACACACUAAUCAGGGCAAAGGAGAUUUCAAUCGUAAAAUGAGAGCUCAUUCUAAAGAUGCUCCAAUCCUCGUUAACCAAAGAAAGGAACUGUCUACAGAUGACAGAAAAGAGUUUACAGCAGACAGCUAUAGAAAUAAUAAUGUUCAGUCUGAUGGAGCCUAUCAGAAUGAUAUGAAGAGGAUUUAUUCCAUUUUGAUCAACCAGGGUACUAAGGUUGAAGAGGUUACAGCCAACCUUGAAACAAAGAUAAAAGAUCUUGAUGCACAAACCAGGAAUUUUCAUUCAAAAUUAGAAUCCACAGCACAGAGAUUUGUAAAAAGCAGUAUUACAUCAGAGCUUAAAAAUGUUCACAAUAAUAUUUCAGUUAUUGCAGAUGCUUAUCAUAAUUUGGAAAGAAAAACAAGAAAUAUCACCAGCGGUCAUGUUAAUUAUUUGAUUGAUGUGAAAGUUGAAAGUAUGGGCGACAAUAUAGUAGACCGUUUACUCCAUGAGUCAAGUCCUCUGAAUAAUAAAAUACAGGACUUAGAACAAAAUGGAAGAAUGUUAGCAGAAAACAGUACUGCAGAAAUAACCAGAGUUAGAUUUGAGCUGUCUACAUUGAUUAACAAAAUGGAGAGUUUAAAUUCCACGGUUUCCACUAUGACACAAAGCAUGCCACUUUUAGACAAAGUAAAAGAGUUUUUGCAGAUUGUUAAUGAUUUAAAGCGAUCUUUACCAAAUCUAGAAGACUUAAGAGAUAGCAUAUCCAAUCAAACAUCACAAAACUUUGAACAAACUAGAGCCAUACUUACCUUAGAAAAUAAAGUCAAAAAUUUAAUCAACAAUGAAAGUGUAGUCUUAAAUGCCAUAGAUAAUUAUGACAACAGACUAAGUGAAAUUUCCAGAGACAUCCUUAAUAUUGAGGUUCGUGAAUGGACGCAAUAUGACUUCAGCCACAGCAAUGACAGAAACGGUUGUCAUGGUGGCACAAAAUAUGUUAAAAAAGGGCCAAAAAUGUACGAGAAACUUUAUGUAGGAGUUGUGCUAUGCUCAAGCACCCAGUAUAAGAUUUACCUUGGAGAUAACCUACAAGACCCAUUUUUGGACAUUGGUGACAUGUAUGGUUUUGGAGAUGACCAUUGUGAGUUUGUGGGAGGACAGAAUUCAGCAUCCAUGACAACAGGAAUGCCGUCAUAUUUGUCAAAACCAAUGACAGGUUAUAAACGACGCCACUGGGGUGAGAAACCUCACAAAGGGAGAUUAUGGGUGCUUAACUCCCCACCUAUGUACUAUCAAUGCGGAGUUACCAUCCCUUGACAAGACCACUAUCAAUGCAGAGUUAUCAUCCCUUGACAAGACCACUAUCAGUGCAGAGUUAUCAUCCCUUGACAAGACCACUAUCAAUGCAGAGUUACCAUCCCUUGACAAGACCACUAUCAAUGCAGAGUUAUCAUCCCUUGACAAGACCACUAUCAGUGCAGAGUUAUCAUCCCUUGACAAGACCACUAUCAAUGCAGAGUUAUCAUCCCUUGACAAGACCACUAUCAGUGCAGAGUUAUCAUCCCUUGACAAGACCACUAUCAGUGCGGAGUUACCAUCCCUUGACAAGACCACUAUCAAUGCAGAGUUACCAUCCCUUGACAAGACCACUAUCAAUGCAGAGUUAUCAUCCCUUGACAAGACCACUAUCAAUGCGGAGUUACCAUCCCUUGACAAGACCACAAUCAAUGCAGAGUUACCAUCCCUUGACAAGACCACUAUCAAUGCGGAGUUACCAUCCCUUGACAAGACCACUAUCAAUGCGGAGUUACCAUCCCUUGACAAGACCACUAUCAAUGCAGAGUUACCAUCCCUUGACAGGACCAACAACAAAUUUCCUGAGCAAAUAAUCAUUUAAAUGUUAUAAAGAAAAGAAAGGCAGAAAACUUAUUAGUAUAUAGUGUUACCAUUUUGGAAGAAGUUAAAUCAAUCUAGAGUUACCGUUCUUGAAACAGGAUACCUCAGUUUAAAAGCAUAUUGAGUUAUAAUCCCCUUACAAGACCAACCACCAAGUGAAAUCAAUGAUUUUCUAACUCAAUACAGAGAACUGUUAUGGAAAGCCUUCUGUAUGCCAACAAAGCCACUGAUUGCAUAGUUACUUUCCAUUAAAUGAGGAAGUUCAUGACAAAAGACUCUACCAUACUAUGUCAUUGUGCAUUAAUAUUGUGAUGUUGCAAAAGAAUUUGUCAUCAGUAGGCAAUGAGUAUGAAUACAGUCAAACCCCGUUGGCUCGAACUCCAAGGGACCGGCGAAAAUACCUCGAGCCUCGGAAAUUUCGAGCCAAGCUUACAUUCAUUUUAAAUAAAUCAGUCCUUUACAUCUAAAUUUGAGCCAUCGAGGAAUUCGAGCCAAGCGAGUUUGAGUCAACAGGGUUUGCCUGUACCAUAAAAUCCAACUAUACAGUCGAUUUUAACCUAAAAAUCAACAACAUGUAAAUAAAUGCUUUACUGUUUCACUAUAGUGAAUUACAAUAAAAAAACAGUUUUCAUACUGUUUAAGUGUA
Molecule: messenger RNA, 3516 nt
Organism: Mya arenaria
Lineage: Eukaryota; Metazoa; Mollusca; Bivalvia; Myida; Myidae
Exons: 3
Coding region: 447-2291 (614 amino acids)
Source: RefSeq, a predicted model, not a curated record